AUGAUGCCAGGCCAUAAACCCAUGAAGGACCGUCUGACCCUUGCAUUAUGUGCAAAUGCUAGCGGUGAUUGUAAAGUGAAGCCACUGCUAGUUUAUCAUUCGGAAAAUCCUCGAGCCUACAAGACGCACAAGAUACUGAAAGAAAAAUUGCACGUUAUGUGGCGCGCCAAUGCUAGGGCAUGGGUUACGCGGCAGUUUUUUACUGACUGGGUAAAUCUCGUCUUUGGCCCUGCAGUGAAGACGUUUCUGCAAGAAAAUAAACUCACGAUGAAAGCAUUGCUCAUCCUUGAUAAUGCUCCAGCCCACCCACCUGGUCUUGAAGAUGAUAUUCUGGAGGAGUUCCAGUUUAUCAAAGUUCUCUACCUCCCACCCAAUACGACUUCAAUCCUACAGCCGAUGGAUCAGCAGGUCAUUUCCAACUUCAAAAAGCUGUACACGAAGCACCUGUUCCGCCGCUGCUUUGAAGUGACGGAAAUCACAAAUCUAACCCUUCGAGAGUUUUGGAAAGAUCACUACAACAUCGUGAUCUGUCUACGUAUCAUUGACUUGGUAUGGCAAUGGGUAACAAGACGAACGUUGAACUCUGCAUGGAAAAAGUUAUGGCCUGAUGCUGUUGCAGAAAGAGAUUUCGAAGGGUUUGAGCCCGAGACCGAGCAAGAAGAGUCGGAGGAGAUUGUAUCUCUCGGAAAGUCGAUGGGUCUGGAGGUAGAUGAGGGUGACGUCAAUGAACUCGUCGAAGAACAUGAGGAGGAACUCUCAACUGAGGAGUUGAAGGAGCUGCAGAUGAUGCAACAUACGAAGGUUCUGGAAGAGAUUAGCACGAGUGAGGAGGAGGAAGAGCCAGAGGAAGUGAUUUCUACAGGUGAAAUUAAAGACAUGCUGGCAAUGUGGGAAAAGCUGUCAAAUUUCAUUGAAAAGAAACACCCAGAAAAAGUGGCAACUGGUCGUGCUUCAGCGCUUUUUAAUGACACUUGUUUGUCACAUUUUCGAAGCAUUUUGAAAGGCAGGCAAAAGCAAAGUUCUUUGGAUACAUUUUUAUUGAAAAGAGCUGCGAGUGAAAGUACAGAAAGUGCAGCCAAGAAGGCAAAAACAAGUGAUAAUUAA
This is a messenger RNA of Macrobrachium nipponense, 1104 nucleotides long. Its product is annotated as tigger transposable element-derived protein 1-like. Bases 1 to 1104 code for a protein of 367 amino acids. NCBI's taxonomy places the organism in Eukaryota, Metazoa, Arthropoda, Malacostraca, Decapoda, Palaemonidae. Gene Ontology annotation, cellular component: nucleus. The record is from RefSeq and is a predicted model, not a curated record. Gene Ontology annotation, molecular function: DNA binding. The transcript has a single exon.